AUGACUUCUUUUACGUAUGGCACAACUUCGCUAUGGGCUGUCGGGAUAGCUACAAUUGCUGCUCUGCUACUUACAGCGUACCCCUUCAUCGUCAGGCUCCAGCCUAACCGGCGCAAUUCACGCGCAGACGGCCUUGAUGUUAUCUACGAUCCAUCAGAGAAUAAACCUACAGGUAACCUUCAAUUCGAAAUUGAGGGCAAAAAAGACCAGGCUAAGGUUCACCUCCUCCGAAAUUUACUCCCAAAGGCUGUCCUAACUGCAAGAAUUCUGUCCUUUUCUUAUAACUCCGACUGGCUGGUGGAUGCCCCUGAGAAGACGAUACUCGCCAAAUAUCGAGCCGGAGCUUUGCGCCUUCCCAUCAUCUUUAUUCGGUAUAGCUUUGGUGGUAUCGUUAUUAAAGAGGCCCUCUGCGCGUUAGAAUCGUCUCCGAAUGCGCUGGCGGAUACGUGCGGCAUUAUCUUUCUUGGAACCCCUCAUCAAGGUUCAUCAUUAUCAGCUGCGGGAGCUCUCCUGAGCAAGCUGACCGGCUUCCUCGGCUCCAACACGACGUUGCUUAUAGCCUUACAGAGCAAUCAAACACAACCAUCUGACCUGGAAGCUAAGUUUCGGCGUGUCGCUGCCGACAAGCAGAUCAAAUCGUUUUUUGAGACAAAGCCUACGUUUUUCGGGGGACUUUCUAUUGGCCUUGUCGUCAGUAGAGACUCAGCCACAGGCUAUUCGAAUGAUUCCGUCGGUAUAGACACCAAUCAUGCCGGGUUGAAUAAGUUCAACAGCCCAGAUCACCCCGGAUUCAAAGACAUCAAGGCCGCUAUCGAGAAAUUCCGGGCUCAGCCCAUUAUCGAGCAAGCAGACGACUUUUUACUCAAGAAGCACUACAACAGUGAAAAGCUCAUGAUCCAGAGGCUAUCGGGAAAGGAAUUAUCAAUAGACCAAUGCUAUAUUAAUCUUUCCAUCGUGGAGCAGAUACAGAGGGACAAGCCCUUCCGAAACGAGCUAGAAGCCAAAAACUCAGAACCAAAAUCCUCGCCAUUCUCGCUGCUUGCGCGACUCAAGGUUGAGACGUCAGCAGAGCAGAGUCAAGUCCAAUUGAAAGACCUUUUCAGUCGACGCAGAAGAUCCGACGGGACGGAAAUCUCACCUAGGAGGGUCUUAAUUCGCGGACGCGCUGGGGUAGGCAAGACCACCCUAUGUAAGAAGAUAGUGCAUGGUUUUGUCAGGAGUGGCAUAUGGCGCGACCUGUUCGACCGUGUGCUCUGGGUACCUUUGAGGACCUUGAAGGAGCGACCAGCUACCGGUUAUAAUCUCGAAAGCCUCUUCUUCGACGAGUUCUUUCGGCCUCGAGGAAAUAGGACAGGGGAGCUCUUCGCUGAGGAGACCAGAAAGGCGCUAAAGGACAAUCGAACACUCGCCGGCUCUGAUAUAUCCCGUUUUCUACGCAAGUUACUUCAUCAACCCAAUAUCAUUAUCACCUCGCGGCCGUCUGCUAAGCUAGAAACAAUUGGAUUCAACCCGGCUCAAGUGGACGAGUACAUCGAAGUAACGCACGUCAAAACGGACACUAGGAAGGUGGAUGAAAUAAAGACUUUCCUUCAAAGCCACGAGCUUAUCAGAAGUCUCGUUAGAAUUCCCAUGUAG
This is a messenger RNA of Colletotrichum phormii, 1635 nucleotides long. RefSeq lists its product as uncharacterized. The transcript is spliced from 8 exons. Bases 1 to 1635 code for a protein of 544 amino acids. NCBI's taxonomy places the organism in Eukaryota, Fungi, Ascomycota, Sordariomycetes, Glomerellales, Glomerellaceae. The record is from RefSeq and is a predicted model, not a curated record.